UCGAUCUCUUUUUGGGCCGCCUGAAGCCAGAAUUUCAAUUUCUGGUACAACGUGGGUCUCCAGUUUUAAUAAAAUCUCUCUAUCCGUGCCCUUUUCCCCCACCGUCUACGUACGCAAGUGCUUCAUUACCCCUCGAAUUUUUACGUUUGCUUUCUGAAGAUUUGAUCGCAGAACAACCUUCAGAUUUCUGUCUCUUCCGCCAUGGCUGCUGUGUCCGAUGACGCCACUAGUAUAUGUGCUCACUGUAAUCGUGCUAUCCCUGCUGCAAAUAUUGCUCUGCAUUACGCCCAUUGCUCCCGGAACCUUGAAAAAUGCAAAAUUUGUGGUGAUAUGAUUUCAAAAAGAAACUCCGAGGAUCACUUUUUAAACACUCAUGCACAGGUUGCCUGUUCGAUGUGCCACAAGAUAAUGGAGCGCAAUCUGCUAGAAAUCCACGAAGGUGAAAGCUGCCCACAGAGAAUUGUCACCUGUGAGUUCUGUGAGUUCCCAUUGCCAGCAAUUGAUCUGGCUGAGCAUCAGGAAGUAUGUGGGAACCGAACAGAACUCUGUCAACUUUGUAAUAGAUAUGUCAGGCUAUGUGAAAGGGACAACCAUGAAGCCAGGUGCAAUGGCAUCCCAGAUAAUAUUGUGGGAUCUUCAAGGGAUGCGAGGGCACGUGAAAGAGAUGAAGGUGCUAGAAGGCGACCGCAGAAUGACUACUCAAAAAGUCAUAUUCUACUCACUGUAGCGGUUACUGGCGUUGCUGUUUUGGUUGGAUCUAUUUUGUUCCAGAGGAGGACGGAGCACAGUGAUUUGCAUUAGCCGCUGAUUUUGAGCAUGUUUUCUACGAUUAUAUGCUUCGAACUAUUCGUAUCCAGCAUAAGUCAUAUGACCUAUUGCGAUUUAUACUUCGCUAUAUUCUAUUGCAGCACUUCGGCAUAUGCAUAAACUCAUCUAUCACAAUAGCGCUUCCUUUUGUUCCCU
Molecule: messenger RNA, 963 nt
Organism: Neltuma alba
Lineage: Eukaryota; Viridiplantae; Streptophyta; Magnoliopsida; Fabales; Fabaceae
Product: TRAF-type zinc finger domain-containing protein 1
Exons: 5
Coding region: 202-801 (199 amino acids)
Cellular component (GO): mitochondrion
Source: RefSeq, a predicted model, not a curated record